UGAAACGAAGGAAGGCAGAGACAGAGGGCGCCUGGGAGGAGGCAGUGGGAGGGCGGAGGGCUGGGGCCGGGGCUCGGCCCCAGAGCCUUCAGGGUGGGCAUCGUGGGCAGGGCAGGUGGCCGAGGUGUGGAGCAGGGGAGAAUGCGCCUCUCCAAAACCCUCGUCGACAUGGACAUGGCUGACUACAGUGCUGCGCUGGACCCAGCCUACACCACCCUGGAGUUUGAGAAUGUGCAGGUGUUGACGAUGGGCAAUGACACAUCCCCGUCAGAAGGCGCCAACCUCAACGCGCCCAACAGCCUGGGUGUCAGCGCCCUGUGCGCCAUCUGCGGGGACCGGGCCACAGGCAAACACUACGGUGCCUCGAGCUGUGACGGCUGCAAGGGCUUCUUCCGGAGGAGCGUGAGGAAGAACCACAUGUACUCCUGCAGAUUUAGCCGGCAGUGCGUGGUGGACAAAGACAAGAGGAACCAGUGCCGCUACUGCAGGCUCAAGAAGUGCUUCCGGGCUGGCAUGAAGAAGGAAGCUGUCCAAAAUGAGCGGGACCGGAUCAGCACGCGCAGGUCGAGCUAUGAGGACAGCAGCCUGCCCUCCAUCAACGCGCUCCUGCAGGCGGAGGCCCUGUCCCAGCAGAUCACCUCCCCCGUCUCUGGGCUCAAUGGCGACAUCCGGGCCAAGAAGAUCGCUAGCAUCGCGGACGUGUGCGAGUCCAUGAAGGAGCAGCUGCUGGUGCUCGUGGAGUGGGCCAAGUACAUCCCGGCUUUCUGUGAGCUGCCCCUGGACGACCAGGUGGCCCUGCUCAGAGCCCAUGCCGGCGAGCACCUGCUACUCGGAGCCACCAAGCGAUCCAUGGUGUUCAAGGAUGUGCUGCUCCUAGGCAAUGACUACAUCGUCCCUCGGCACUGCCCAGAACUGGCGGAGAUGAACCGGGUGUCCAUGCGCAUCCUGGACGAGCUGGUGCUUCCCUUCCAGGAGCUGCAGAUCGAUGACAACGAGUAUGCGUGCCUCAAAGCCAUCAUCUUCUUUGACCCAGAUGCCAAGGGGCUGAGCGACCCAGGCAAGAUCAAGCGGCUGCGGUCCCAGGUGCAGGUGAGCUUGGAGGACUACAUCAACGACCGCCAGUACGACUCACGCGGCCGCUUCGGCGAGCUGCUGCUGCUGCUGCCCACCCUGCAGAGCAUCACCUGGCAGAUGAUCGAGCAGAUCCAGUUCAUCAAGCUCUUCGGCAUGGCCAAGAUCGACAACCUGCUGCAGGAGAUGCUGCUGGGAGGGUCCUCCAGUGACGCACCUCAUGCCCACCACCCACUGCACCCUCACCUGAUGCAGGAACACAUGGGCACCAACGUCAUUGUUGCCAACACGAUGCCCGCUCACCUCAGCAAUGGACAGAUGUGUGAGUGGCCCCGACCCAGGGGGCAGGCAGCCACCCCUGAGACUCCACAACCCUCACCGCCGGGUGGCUCGGGGUCGGAGCCCUACAAGCUCCUUCCAGGAGCCAUCGCCACAAUCGUCAAGCCCCCAUCUGCCAUCCCCCAGCCGACCAUCACCAAGCAGGAAGUCAUCUAGCAAGCCGCUGGGGGUCGGGGGCUCUGCUGGCUCCCCCCAGCCCCCUCAGAGCCUGCCUGGUGAUCACUUGGUCUCAGCAAUGGAAGGCGUGACACCAGGGCCAGCCCCAGAGUGGUAAUGGAAAGGGGGAAGGGCCCGAGCACAUGGCUGAUGGCCACAGCCCAUUGCCACCCGUGACGCCCUGCUCUGGGAGACACGGCUUUGACUUGGGGAGACCCCAGCUGGAAAGUCCUCUGCUGCCCUGGACAACUUUUCUCAUGUCGAAGCCACUGCCUUCACCUUCAUCCAUAUCUACCCCCAACUUCACCCCGGAAGGACGGCUGUCUGGAGAUGAUGCGGGGUCCUGCUUAAACCCAGCUCCCUUUGCCUCAGACUGGUGCUGCUUCCCUCCCAGUACCUGUCGUGGUGUCAGAGCACCUCACUCCUCCCUCUCCUGCUGCCCCCACCUCCAACACCCCUCUCCCUCCACCCACCUCCUUGGCCAUCCUGUCUUCUCCAAAGCCACCUCGCUAGAGGCUGGGGGAGACUUAGAAACGAUCCCUCAGUCAUUCCUGGAACAUCUCGUAAUCCUGGACUGGGGCUAGGCAGAGAGCAGAAGACUCCAUUCCUCCCCCUCCAACCCUACCGCACUUCCCUUCUUCAGGGACCUGGGUGGGUCUUCGGAGUGACGAUGGUUUUAGGCUUUCAACAGGAGAGAGCAAGCCAAGGUUGACAACUGCAACAGGAACUUGGAGGGAGGGCUGGAGCGGUCAGAGACAGCAUCUGGGAAGAGGCAGACCAUGCACCAGGCCUUUGAGGAAGAGUGGGAUUCUGGCUGGUAGAGCGGGUGAGAUAGGACAUUCCGAAGAACAGCCUGGACAAAAGCCUGGAGGUAGGAAGAAUGGCAUGGGAGAGAGGCGACACAGAGACAGGGUCUGCUGGGCUGGAAUGCCAGACUCAGGCCCUGAGCAGCUGGGGGACAUGCGCAGUGAGCCAGCUUUCACAGAUGAAUACAGCAGUUCUACCAAGGUGGGGUGGCAGGGAGGGAGCAGGGAGGUCAAAUGGGGUUGACAAUGUAACACGGGUGAGAGUGACAUGGCUUGCGGAUGGAUGAACCCUCAGACCAGAGUGACAUCAGGGAAGAAUUGUCCCCAGGGCCUGUCCCAAGCUCUUCCUAACUCCCAGGCACUGUCUUAAGGCAUUUGCCAUGCAUCAUCUCAUGUAAUCCUCCACAGUACCUGGAGAUUGUUACAGACGGUGAAGUUGGGUUCUAAGAGGUGACGAGAUUUUUCUGGAAACUCAUGCAGCUGGUAAGUGGCCAAGUCAGGACUUGAACCCAGGUCUCCCGAGACUAGGAGCUCUUAACCACAGUGGCUGAACAUCUUCUCCAAAAGGGCCCCUCUGUCCUCACUGUGAUCGAGUUGAGGGACUUCCUGGCCCUUUCACCAGCCUCAGAAACCAAUGGCUCCUUCUUCCCAGGAGCCCGGCCAACUCCUGGGACUAAGACUGGCCUGAGGUGGCACCAAAAUCCACUUAGGGUCCAGAAUCCUGUUUGUUGGUAAAUAUUAAGGAGAAUUUCUGACUCUUGACCCCUUUUCUCUGUUCAUUCCCCAAGUCUGGGGGAGGGGCAGCAGGGGCUGGUUCCUGGGAGACAGAGCUAUCUGGUGGGCAGCCUGGGAGGUGGGGGAACAGUUUGAGUAGGGACAGGGAGGGCUAAGAAGACCUGGGUGUGAGGCCUGCUCUGGGGAUCGACACUCAGGUGCAUUCUGGACACAUUAAACCCCAGGACAGAGCAGCCAGCGCUUCACCCAUGCAGAAUCUUGGAGGCUUUGGGGACAGUCUGGAAAUUGCCACUGGCCAGUGGGAACAAAAGGGAUGUGUCCUGGGGCUGGAGGUGUGAUUGGGUAGGAGAGUGAACCGUUAGACUGACCACCUACCCUCCACCCAAGGCUGACCCUUCUGAGUGGAGGGGUCAGUACCCCAGGACCCAGAAGUCCCACCAUUGGUGAGUAUUCCUUUCUGUGGAAGAGACACAGGGAAACAUUGAGACAGUGUGUCAGGGAGAAAUCUGCACGUCCUCCGCACUGUCAGGAGUGGCCUUCCCCUGUCCAUCAAGCCAGGUCCCCAAUCCCAGGGGACACUGCUUCCUGCACAGAGCUCCCAAGCCUCCCUCGGCCACCUCACUCCAGUGCCGCAGAAGCCCCAUAGGGCAGGGAAGCCGUAAUCAUUCUGGACAUUGUGGUCAUUCCCACUCUGUUCCUCCACCAGGUGGCUCAGGCCUCUGUUGUGGGAGCAAAGUUGAGAUAAGAACACCCCAUGGAGUGGAGUGGGUAAUGGUGGCCUUUAAUGGUAGCAACCUUUUGUAGCAGGGGGUUGGUCCUUUGCCCCAGAGCCACCCUUUCUGGAGGAGAAAUCCAUUCCACUUUAAUAACUAUUGCAAUUCAGGAAACAUGAAACAAAGAAAAGUUUACUUUUCUGAUUCUAAGCUUGAGGACACAACAUUGGAAAAUCAUCUUUUUUUUUUUCCUAUCUGAGUUGUGGUCCUAAAACAUAAAAUCUGUUGGACGAAAAAUGGUUGUUAGGGGGCAAGUGUGGGCACUAUAAUUCCUCCACCAACACACCCUCUUCUUCGGGGAGCUCUCAGGAACUUCUAGAAUCCACAUGGCUCUGCUGAGAGUGGGUGGAGGAGAAGAAAGAGUUGGAAAUGGAUGCUCUUGUGUUUCUUGCGAUGACCAAGCCAAUGGCAUCUGCCAAAUGUUCCUGUGAUCUGCCCCGAUUCAGAGGAAUUGUGAAAUUCACAUCAAGCGAUUCAGGAAGUGGGCUGGGUCCCAUCAGACCCACCCACAUCUUCCCGUGGGUGUGAGUGUCGUUAGGUCCUGUGCUGACCCCUGAGCACCCGUCACUGCCACCUGAUGGGGCGAAGAAGCAAAAAACAUUUCUUACUCUUAUGUGUUUUAACAAAAGUUUAUAAAACAAAAUAAAUGGCGCAUAUGUUUUCUAA
Molecule: messenger RNA, 4546 nt
Organism: Propithecus coquereli (Coquerel's sifaka)
Lineage: Eukaryota; Metazoa; Chordata; Mammalia; Primates; Indriidae
Gene: HNF4A
Product: hepatocyte nuclear factor 4, alpha
Exons: 10
Coding region: 142-1566 (474 amino acids)
Biological process (GO): anatomical structure development; positive regulation of transcription by RNA polymerase II; cell differentiation
Molecular function (GO): nuclear receptor activity; RNA polymerase II cis-regulatory region sequence-specific DNA binding; zinc ion binding
Source: RefSeq, a predicted model, not a curated record